Molecule: messenger RNA, 5976 nt
Organism: Fibroporia radiculosa
Lineage: Eukaryota; Fungi; Basidiomycota; Agaricomycetes; Polyporales; Fibroporiaceae
Exons: 21
Coding region: 1-5976 (1991 amino acids)
Biological process (GO): regulation of ARF protein signal transduction
Molecular function (GO): guanyl-nucleotide exchange factor activity
Source: RefSeq, a predicted model, not a curated record
AUGGACCGGAAACGCCGGAGCCGUGUCGGCGCGUCUCGUGGUUUGAUCACUGCGCUCUCACUGCUUUCUCUCGUUGCUUUGCCCGGACACGACUGCCUCCAACUUUCUGCCCCAUCCCGUCGGUCGACGCUGACCAUGGACGUCGAUGCAGCCGACGUGGCAGUCGCAACACCACUCCCGCUUUCCCCCCCUCCCGACCAGUAUCACUAUCCCAACAUUCCGACCUACCCUCCCGACUUGCAGGAUCCAGUCGACGAGAUUCACGACCAGUUUUCGAAUGUAGAGCUUGCCGAAUACAAAGGCCUGCGCGAACAGGAUCGAGUUGACGGUGACUUGCCGCCACGGUCGUCUGGCGAGACCCUACCCGAGCAAGAUACGCUCGCGGCCUCUACGUCACGGACUCCCGAACGACUCCCGCCGCUGCCUGUCCCCAAGUCGGAUACGAGAGGCAACGAGAUGGAGGAGGCCCAGAGGGAAAGCGGUACUGUUGAUCAUCCUCAGCAUAAUCCGUCUGCGCCUCCUGCUAACCCCCCAGAACUUGUGCUCCCUCCACCGCGCAGAGAGAGUCUUCCAGCACCCCCAACCCGCAGUGGGACGCCUGGGCUCGACGGUCCACAUCCAGGCGACAGGCAUCCUAAUGGACGCAUUCCAGCUCGUGAUCGUGCUGCCAGUCCUCCUUCAAGACCUGGGUCGGCCGCUUCUCAUCGACGUUCCCUGACAAUUUCGAAAGGGCGCACUGUUUCCGUCGUCCUCAUUUCGUCCGCUCUCGAAACCAUCGCUGCUUCCAAAGAUGCAAAACGCUCGGCACCUUUACGCGAGAGCGUCAAGCGCGCUCUGGAGAUGGUCAAGUCAGGCCAAGGGGGAGACCGUCCGCGUGAGAUCUUCGAACCUUUGCGCUUGGCCUGUGAGACGCGGAAUGAGAAGCUCAUGAUCGCCAGUUUGGAUUGCAUAUCCAAGCUAAUAUCUUACUCUUUCUUCGUUGAAGCUGGUUCAGAAACAAAUUCAUUACCCUCUCCGCCCCCUUCACCGGCGCUCACAGCCCGAAACUCCUUGUCUAAUGGGUCGCAUACCAGUCUUCCAACUGUGUCACUCGUCGAUGUCGUCGUCCACACCAUCACGUCUUGUCAUGCAGAAACUACCCCGGAAUCAGUUUCUCUUCAGAUUGUGAAAGCGCUGCUCGCUCUAGUUUUAUCGCCCACAAUCCUGGUGCAUCAGUCCUCGUUGUUGAAGGCCGUUCGGACCGUGUACAAUAUAUUCCUUCUCAGUACGGAUCCGGUCAACCAAACAGUAGCUCAAGGGGGCCUGACUCAGAUGGUGAAUCAUGUUUUCACACGUUGUAACUUGGACUACCCUCCGAUAUCUCGCAGCGAAUCGAGCAUGACGCUGAACUCUGUGGACGACCAUGCUUCUUCAUACGCUUCCCGUAAUCAACAGUACCCUACUGCUCCCUCUCCACGACAUCCAACGACCGUGCUCCCCCGAGAUUUCCAGCCCAAUGGUAGGGCAUCAUCUCUGGCGGACACGGAAGAUUCUGCAUCAACUUUGGUGAAUGGAAAGGCUCCCGGAUCUCGUAGGUCGUACGACGAUGCGCCCAGCAUGUCUGAGCGUGCAGACUCAAUGGAUGAGCGAUCGGAUCGUCGUCCGAGCGUUAGUGUUUCUGAAUUCUCGCAUCAAGCUCCUGAGCCUUCUGAAACCGCUGCCAGCGAAACCCUUCAUGAGGAAGAAAUCAAUCAUUUGGGUAGACAUCUCACCGCGAACGACUUGUUCAUUAAGGACGCGUUCCUUGUAUUCAGAGCCCUUUGCAAAUUAACUAUGAAACCAUUGAACCCAGAAAGCGAACGGGACUUGAAAUCGCAUGCAAUGCGAUCCAAGUUACUAUCACUCCACCUUGUCUUGACCAUUCUUAACACUCACAUGCCUAUAUUCAUCUCCCCAUCCGCCAUCAUUUAUUCUAGCUCGUCCCACGAGGCUACGUCGUUUGUUCAGGCCGUCAAUCAAUACUUAUGCUUAUGUUUGAGCCGUAAUGCUGUCAGUCCCGUUCCUCAGGUCUUCGAAAUCAGUGUCGAGAUCUUUUGGAGGGUGAUCUCAGGUCUCCGUACAAAACUGAAGAAAGAGGUAGAAGUAUUGCUGCAUGAGAUUUUCAUUCCUAUUUUGGAGAUGAAGACAUCUUCUCUUAAGCAGAAGGUUGUCAUUCUCAAUAUGUUGCAGCGACUAUGCCAGGACCCUCAAGUUUUGGUUGAGAUUUACCUCAAUUACGACUGUGACAGUGAAGCCGUUGACAACAUUUACGAGCACCUAAUGAACAUCAUCUCCAAAAUCGGCACUACAACGGUGACCCAUAUCUCACAGAGGGGGAAUGAUCCCAUCAGUCCAGGCCCUAAUUCUAGUCAUCGUGCUCCUCACCACACUUCGGUUCCCCCUUCACUUAGUACGACAGCGUUGGGGGGGCCUAAUGCUAGUGAAAGUCCCUCUUCCGUCUCAUCUGAGCAACAGCUUAGACGACAGGGAUUGGAAUGUUUGGUAGCAGUCCUAAAAUCACUUGUCGCAUGGGGAACUGCAAAUACUUCGGUGGAUAGUGGUCCGGACACCAGUACUCGGUCUCAGAUUGGCGAAGACAUACGUCGAGAGAAUGCCACGCCUGAGUCGUCUAUCGAAAAGACAUUCCCUCCCUUCCCCCCCUUAUCUGCAGAUCCAACCAGGCAGCCUACUCCAGAUGUUGCGGAUGACCCGACCAAAUUCGAGAGUGCUAAGCAAAAGAAGACCACUUUGCUUGAAGGUAUCAAGAAGUUCAAUUUCAAGCCGAAGCGGGGAAUCCAGUUCUUCUUGGAGACUGGUUUUAUACCAAGCAACUCUCCUAAGGAUAUUGCUAGGUUCUUGUUAGAUACUGACGGUCUUAGCAAAGCGAUGAUUGGCGAAUAUCUUGGCGAAGGCGACGAGGAGAACAUCACCACUAUGCACGCAUUCGUCGACAUGAUGGAAUUCAGGAAUUUGGCUUUCGUUGAUGCACUGCGAACCUUUUUGCAAGCGUUCCGUCUGCCGGGCGAGGCUCAGAAGAUUGAUCGGUUCAUGCUGAAAUUUGCGGAACGCUACAUCGCCGGCAAUUCGCAAACUCCAUUCGCUAAUGCUGAUACCGCAUAUGUCUUAGCCUACUCGAUCAUUCUCCUCAAUACGGAUGCACAUAAUCCACAAGUGAAACGCCGCAUGUCCUUGCAGGACUUCAUCAAGAACAAUCGCGGAAUCAACGAUAACGCCGAUCUCCCAGAAGAACUAUUGACUUCAAUAUACGAUGAGAUCUUAUCCAACGAGAUACGUAUGAAAGAUGAGAUCGAAAAUGCGCCUACUAUUGUAGCUCCAGGCGCGGGUCUCGCUGGCGCAUUGGCCAACGUCGGUAGGGAUCUUCAAAAGGAAGCUUAUGUGAUGCAGUCCAACAACAUGACAAACAAGACGGAGGCCUUAUUCAAGACACUAAUGCGCUCUCAACGGAAAGGCUCAAAGUCUAAUGAUCAGUUCUUCAGUGCUUCUCAUUUCGUCCAUGUAAAGCCUAUGUUCGAAGUUGCUUGGAUCCCUUUCCUCGCUGGUCUGUCUGCGCCCCUCCAAGACAUGGAUGAUCUCGAAAUUGUCGAACUGUGUUUGGACGGCUUCAAAAACGCCAUCCGAAUCGUUUGCUUUUUUGACAUGGAAUUGGAGAGAAACGCGUUUGUGACGACACUCGCCAAAUUCACGUUCUUGAACAAUCUUGGUGAGAUGAAGACAAAGAACAUGGAGGCCAUCAAGGCGCUGCUCGAUGUCGCCGUAACUGAGGGGAACCACCUUAGAGGGUCUUGGCGAGAGGUUCUCACCUGUAGCUUCCAGACACAGGGCGAAAAAGCUGAAGAGGCUUGUCGUCAUAGUCGCGUUCGCAAGCCACCCACCGAAGAAUUGGCAAACGAGAGCCGAUCGACACAUAUCACCGUUGCUGCUGACAUGGUGUUUUCUCUUAGCCAUUACUUGUCAGGAAAUGCUAUCGUGGACUUCGUACGAGCGUUGUGCGACGUCUCUUGGGAGGAGAUCCAAUCAUCAGGUCUCUCACAGCAUCCCCGACUCUUUAGCUUGCAGAAGCUCGUCGAGAUCUCUUAUUACAACAUGAGUCGUAUACGUUUGGAGUGGUCGAAUCUCUGGGACAUCCUUGGUGAACACUUCAAUCAGGUUUGUUGUCACAAUAACCCUCAUGUCGGUUUCUUCGCAUUAGAUGCUCUGCGUCAGCUGGCGAUGCGAUUCCUCGAGAAGGAAGAGUUACCGCACUUCAAGUUCCAAAAGGACUUUUUGCGACCCUUCGAAUAUACCAUGGCUCACAAUUCGAAUCCUGAUAUACGUGAUAUGGUUUUGCAAUGUCUACAGCAGAUGAUUCAAGCACGCGUCGGUAAUAUGCGAUCCGGUUGGAGAACAAUGUUUGGCGUUUUCUCAGCAGCAUCGAAAGCAACAACGGAGCGAAUUGUGAAUUCGGCGUUUGAGCUCGUGACGCGUCUCAACAAGGAGCACUUUACUGCGAUAGUCCGGCAAGGCGCAUUUGCAGAUUUGACUGUUUGUAUCACAGAUUUCUGCAAAGUAAACAAGUAUCAGAAAAUUAGCUUACUGGCGAUAGCGAUGUUGCGCGGCAUUAUCCCUAUCAUGCUUAAUUCGCCAGACUGUGGGCUCACUACGACCACCGAUCAAAACGUGGAUGACCCUAUGAUCAAGUUCUGGUUUCCUGUUCUUUUCGGUUUCUACGACGUCAUCAUGAAUGGAGAAGACUUAGAAGUACGCCGGCUGGCGCUGGACUCUCUGUUCACAACCCUGAAGACAUACGGCAAAACUUUCCCCGUCGAUUUCUGGGAUACUGUCUGCCAAGAGCUACUAUUCCCGAUUUUUGCCGUGUUGAAGUCAAGUCAAGAUUUGUCACGAUUCAGCACUCAAGAAGAUAUGAGUGUAUGGCUUUCUACCACCAUGAUACAAGCAUUGCGCAAUUUGAUCGAUCUGUAUACUUUCUACUUCGACACAUUGGAGCGUUUUCUGGACGGUUUGCUUGACCUCUUGUGCGUUUGCAUUUGUCAGGAGAAUGAUACCCUCGCACGUAUCGGGACCAGCUGUCUACAACAACUGUUGGAGAACAACGUAAAGAAACUGAGUUCUGCGCGGUGGGAACGUGUCGCCACUACCUUUGUCAAGCUGUUCCGGACGACAACGCCACAUCAGCUGUUCGAUGAGAGCUUGCGGGUGGAGAUUGACGGGAACUCUGACAUUCCUGAUUCAGCAGAGUCUAACGGUCAGGCAAUUGUUCCCGCACCACUAUCGCCGAAUGGGGAACAGCCCCAGGCAGACACCAAGGUGUCUCUCAACGAUCGACGACGAAUUUUCAGACAAAUAAUUGUCAAAUGUGUUCUCCAGCUCUUGCUCAUUGAGACGACGAAUGACCUCCUGCGCAACGACGAGGUCUAUAAUACCAUACCUCCGGAGCAUCUCUUACGCUUGAUGGGUGUUCUCGAUCACAGCUAUCAGUUCGCAAGGAUGUUCAACGAUGACAAGGAGCUCCGGACAGGUCUAUGGAAAGUUGGGUUCAUGAAGCACUUGCCGAAUCUUCUCAAACAGGAAUCAAGCAGUGCCUCUACUCUAGUGCAUGUUCUUUUGCGCAUGUACUAUGACUCUCGUCCCGAACACCAAGCAGCUAGGCCCCAAGUAGCAGACCGGUUGAUGCCUCUGGGAUUGGGCGUAUUGGGAGACUUCAACAAACUGCGGCUGGAUACGCAAGCAAAAAAUAUCGCAGCAUGGACACCGGUUGUUGCCGAGAUUCUGCAAGGCUUCGUUCGAUUUGAUGACAAAGCUUUCGGAAGAUACAUGCCGGCAGUAUACCCCCUGGCAACUAACUUACUAUCUCGCGAGAUGUCACCAGAUGUGCGAGAAGGAUUGCGAGAAUACUUCAUGCGAGUGGGGUAUAUACAGGGCAUUAUGGAUCGGACAUAG